Messenger RNA from Mesoplodon densirostris (Blainville's beaked whale), 5874 nucleotides. It is a transcript of the gene BRI3BP, whose product is annotated as BRI3 binding protein. The record is from RefSeq and is a predicted model, not a curated record. Gene Ontology annotation, cellular component: mitochondrion. The transcript has 3 exons. Bases 122 to 847 code for a protein of 241 amino acids. Lineage: Eukaryota; Metazoa; Chordata; Mammalia; Artiodactyla; Ziphiidae.
GCGCGGGCAGAGGUGCGGCGCUCGGCCACCGAGCGCGCCAACGCGGUCCCAGCCGGAGCCGCGGCGUCCCACCGUGAGGCUCUCACCCUUCUCCCAGACCCCGCAUCCCACCGGCCCCAGGAUGGGCGCGCGCGCUUCGGGCGGACCCCGGGCCCAGACUGGGUUCCUGCUGCUGCUGCUGCUCGGGCUGCUGGCCCCGGGCGUGCAAGGGGCACGGGGCCGCGGCGGCACCGAGAAGAACAGCUACCGCCGCACGGUCAACACCUUCUCGCAGAGCGUCAGCAGCCUGUUCGGCGAGGACAACGUGCGCGCCGCUCAGAAGUUCCUGACGAGGCUGACCGAGAGGUUCGUGCUGGGAGUGGACAUGUUUGUGGAAACCCUGUGGAAAGUUUGGGCGGAGCUCUUGGACGUCCUUGGACUUGACGUCUCGAACCUGUCCCAGUACUUCAAUCCGAGCUCGGUGGCCAACAGCCCCACACGUGCCCUCCUGCUGGUGGGUGUCGUCCUCCUGGCCUACUGGUUCUUGUCACUGACCCUGGGCUUCACCUUCAGCGUCCUGCACGUGGUGUUCGGCCGCUUCUUCUGGGUGGUGCGGGUCAUCCUGUUCUCCAUGUCGUGCGUGUACAUCUUGCACAAGUACGAGGGCGAGCCCGAGAACGCCGUGCUGCCUCUGUGCUUCGUGGUGGCCAUCUACUUCAUGACCGGGCCCAUGGGCUUCUACUGGCGCAGCAGCCCCAGUGGCCCCAGCGUGGAGGAGAAGCUGGAACAGCUGGAGAACCAGGUCAGACUGCUCAACAUCCGUCUCAACCGAGUGCUGGAGAGUCUUGACCGCUCCAACGGCAAGUGACAACCAGCCAGCCGGCCGGGUCCCCUCCUCCCGGCGCCCUCUCUCCGGAAACAAAAAAGAAGAAGGAAAAAAAGAACGCCAAACCCCAAACAAUCUUCAUAAACAUGUCUGAGCAGGAGAGUGGCGCUUUGCGAGGGUGUUUCCGGCCACGUGUCAACUCUUAGGACAUCUUCCGGGAAGAAUGGGACAAGAUCAUUGAUGUAGAACUAACUACCCACCAAGUGUCAUUAGUGGAAAAACAUCUUUUUUAAACAAAGGAUAUAACCAUAUUAGCUGUACAGGAAGAGAAGUUUAUCUGUGCAUAGAGCAUAAAGUUAAUUUUUUCAAGCAUUUAAAUACACCUUUUGUAAGGUUUUCUAACACAGGCAGAUCGAGUUAAGUUUUAAUAAACUUAAAACUUUACAGGGAGGGGACAAAAUUGCUAAUUCGACCUUUUGGAAGAGUUUCAAGGCAAGCAUUUGUUUUUGCAGCAUAGGGAUUGGUGGGUGAGGUCUGUGUGCAGUCUUUUCAGGUUCCAAAGCUGUGACCUUCAUUACAUGUCGUUUUUCAUUGAUGUCGAUUUGAUGAAUGUUGUCACUUCUGAAUGUGGGCUAUUGGGUUUCAAGGAUUAAACUAAACAUCUUUUGGAUCCUAGUGACCCCAGCCAAGCCCCCUUCAAUCCUAUUUCUAAAUGAAGAAAUCAUUAUUUGUAGAAAACCUAAGAUUUUUUCCCCCUUCUGUACUUGGAUGUAUUUUAACCUCCACAUUUUGUAAAGGGACAUUCAAGGACCAGGCAAAGAAAUGUCUUUGGGGUUUGAUGCCGGGAGCUGCCUGGGUCAGCUCAUUCAGGAAUCUAUUUGAUGUCCUAAUUUCGCCAUUUGCCAGCUAGGUUGAUACAGGAAAGAUACACUCUCUAGGGUUUUUUGUUUAUUUGUUUCAUCUUGGUUUUGGGGGACUCAGGACCUUAGAAGGAAAACCAACCAUAGCAGCUAAUAACAUUUUCAAGUCUGUUGCUGCUUAUAAAGCAUUCUCAGGAACUAUAAGCUGGAAUAAGCCAGACUUGGAGAAGAUCUGAAUUAUUUUUCCUGAAAUUUUUACAGUACAUGUGUGAGGUGCUUUUUGCCUGGAGUCUGGGGUGACCUCAUUUUUAGGUGGUCCCUAGGGGCAGAGAGAGAGAGAGGUAUGUGCAGGGCAGACAGCUGUGGGGUCCUGGACAAACAGGGCUUUGCAAGGCUUCGAUCAGGGGCUAGUGGAGAUGCCCCUUUCUGGGCACUAAGAAGCACAGGAGGGCAAGGAAAGGAUUCCCCAGGUUUUGAUGCCAGGGGUCAUGACUGUCUUUCCCUGCCCACCUGCGUCAUGCCCUAGCAGCCCCCUCACAGGAGCCCCUCUACGCAGGUUUGCAGAGUCCCCUGUCAGAUCAGGUAGAACCAAGACCUUUUGGUCCAGGUAUCAUUUUGGGGAAAACUCAGCUGCCUGCCAUCUCCUCCUGUGCUGCUUUUCUGUGACGUUUUACUUGGGGUUACAAGUACCUGGAAAACGGAAGCAAAUGUUUUCUGAGGAUGUUUAUGAAACUUCUGUUUUUAAGGUGCACACUAACGGGACCCAAACUCUCCUGCAUUCAGUUCGCUUCCUGAAACACAUGUUCUCUAGAAUUUGCUUGGGCAAAUCUUUACCCAUGGGCAUUUGACCCCCGUGUUUUCUGCAUUGAAACCGUUCCAGUUUUGUCAGUUAGAUACUGACAGACAAUUCUGUUUUAGCACAGGGUACGAAGAACUCCAGGGAGGUUAUCUUUGCCUUCCUUUCUUUUGUGCAUUUGGCUUCUGUGUCUUUGGCAUGUUUAGGUAUUUGCUUUGCUCCUGUUAGCCAGAAGGGAAAUUGACAUUCUCUGCGCAAAGCUUUUAAGUCUUAAAUUACUGUUCUGGGUAUAGCACCCACUCUGUUCUCUCACCCACCCUCACACAUGGAAACCUGAUGGGCACUGUGCUGUAUUGAGAUCCAGGCAGGAAAACCAGUUUAACUUCUAGUAGCUGGAGGAAGCCUCACGUGUCUAGUUGCUGGUGGACUCAGGCCACAGCAUCAACUGGAAAUUGCUGUCGAGAAUAUGCACCUUGUUUUCCAAAUUGGCUAAGUGUAGGCUAUGAAGCCAGUUUUAUAGUUCAGUACACUCAGAGGAAUAAUGUCUUUAUUUUUAACAAAAGUUAAAUAGUUAAUUAGUUCACUAGAAGUAUCACUUCAGGGUAGAACAGUCCUUGAAAUUCUGAUAGAAAUCACGGAUGUUCGAUCUGAAUAAGGCCUGCUUUUUAAUGUGUAAAUUUGACUUUGGCUUGGGCGUGUUCUUAACCCCAGAUAAUUUGGGUUUUUUUUUUUUUUUUUUUUUUUUUUGCUUUCUCCAUUCCAUGGAAGCUUGUAGGGUAUUUGGCCUCCCCCAUGCCCCCUCAUCUCUUCUUUUUUUCUCUCUUUUGUACAUGGAGAAAUGUAUUUUUGUACCAUAUCUCAUACCUUGAAGAGAAAGCUUUUUUAUAUCUUCAGGGCUGUAGAAUGUAUUAGUGUAAUACAUCAUUCAACGUGGUAUGAAAACAUACUGACGAAAACUACUGUGGAUCUCUGUUUUAGUUAAGACUCAGUUUUUUAGAUAUCUUCAAAUUCAUCAAUGUUGAUUUCCCAGUGCUUCAGUAUCACAGUAAAUACCAAGAACAGAAAAUAGUCCAGAAAAGAAAAAGGACCAGCUAUCUCCAGAUUGCUGGAUUUCUGUGGAUGUCUGGGGAUAAUGUUUGGAGCAAUCUCUGCCUUGACAUCCUAGCAAAGAUGCUUUCGUGGCACAUCAGCCUUCUGUAAAUGUAUUUUCCAGUACCAAUCAGCGUUCCCUGCCUUCUGGGUUUUUUGGUUUGCUCGUUUUUGUUUUUUGUACCCCAUAUCCUUUCUGGUAGCAAAGUGCAACAACAGAAUUUCCUGAAAGCUAGCCUUGUGAAUUAUGCCAGGGGUCUUAACUUAUGAAGGUGACCGAGUGACAGCAUGGGGAGAGGUUAGUGCCGUUGAAGGAAGGUUUUUUUUUUUCUUUUUGCGGUAUGCGGGCCUUUCACCGUUGUGGCCUCUCCCGUUGCGGAGCACAGGCUCCGGAUGCGCAGGCCCAGCGGCCAUGGCUCACGGGCCCAGCCGCUCCGCGGCAUAUGGGAUCCUCCCAGACCGGGGCACGAACCCGUAUCCCCUGCAUCGGCAGGCGGACUCUUAACCACUGCGCCACCAGGGAGGCCCUGAAGGAAGGUUUUUAAUACCCACAGUUUCCUGGAGACGACAAGCACACCAUGCCACGUGGGACCACAGGAAGCCUGAUCCACGCAGGGUCAGGAAGCAGACGGAGGGGAACUGGGUCUGUGCUCUUCUGACUGUGGUGGGAUGUAGCUAGUUGGGGACAUCACCUGUUGGAACUAAGGGUGAACAUGUAGGGUGGGGUCGGUGCUUGGGAGGGUUAGAAUAGGACUUCUGUACACCCACGAGGGCUGGCUUGCAGGGAAGAUGAAAAUCACUUUGGUCGUUAGUCUGGCCUUGUGAUCCAGCAGCCUUCUGGCUAGGAAGAACAUGUCAGAUGUCCAGUGCAGAAUCUGAAACAUGGCAAAGACACCUCCCUAGUGGGAGUCCUGCUUUGCUUCAUCUCCAUGCUUCCGGCUGCUUCUUAAGAUGCUUUUGAGGAAUGAUACCUGCCUUACAAUGUGACACCUGAGCACUUCUCCCUGAUGGGCUUUGAAUUGGCUGAUUUAAUCAAAAAACCAGCUCUCCCAUCCAGCUAGCUCACUUUAAAAGGAAUUCCUGGGACUUCCCUGGCGGUCCAGUGGUUAGGACUCGGUGCUCUUACUGCCGUGGCCUGGGUUCAAUCCCUGGUUGGGGAACUAAGAUCCUGCAAGCUGCUCGGCACGGCCAAAAAAAUAAUAAUAAUAAAAGGAAUUCUUUAAGGUCCUAAAGGUGUCAACCUGCUCCCCCAACUUUUUUUUUUUUUUUUUUUUUGCGGUACUUGGGCCUCUCACUGUUGUGGCCUCUCCCGUUGUAGAGCACAGGCUCCGGAUGCUCAGGCUCAGCGGCCAUGGCUCGCGGGCCCAGCCGCUCUGCGGCAUGUGGGAUCUUCCCAGACUGGGGCAUGAACCCAUGUCCCCUGCAUUGGCAGGCAGACUCUCAGCCACUGCGCCACCAGGGAAGCCCUCCCCCAACUUUUAAAAAUAAUACAUCAUCAUUUUUGUUUAUGGCCAUUUGAGUAGUUGAGCCUUUCCUCUUCACUUGUGAAUAAUAGAAGUAUAUAUUUUUGCAGGAUCUAACACAGUACCCUUAAAAUUAGUAUUGGAUAGCCAUCAAUAUGGUGUAUAGUAUCUGGGAUGAGCAAACCUUAUCCAGCGUACUCAGUUCUGUGCCCUGCUCUUCAUUGAUUCCUUGAUAUGUAGGAGAUGCCCCAGCACCAGUUUUUCCCUGGUGGUGGCAUAAAAAGCUGAUUGUCCAUUGCACCGUCUACCGAAGAUCUGCGGCAGCUAACGUUGUUAUGAGCCAUACCUUCUCAUGUCUUUUUGCAUAUUUAAAGGUUUUAUUGUAGUGUCAGUUUAAUAUCCGCAUGUGUGUUAAAUCUUUGAAUACUGUAAUUAAAUCAAUUUCUUGUGGUGGUGAUUAGCUCUCACUUAAAAUUAUUUCCCUCUUAACUGGAAAUCAUAUUUGUGAGAUAUGGUACCCAUCAUCCACAGUGUAUUCAUGAGUCAAAUUUGUAUUUUGUGUAUCUGGUUAUAAAUUUUACAUAGCAUUUAAUUUCAUACUAUAAAUCCACUUGAUUUUAAUAUAGUGGUGUGUGUGUGUGCGUAUGUGGUGUGUGCGCACUUUAGUUUCAUGAGCCUUGGGAAACUGAUUCUACAAAUAUCAUAAAUAGACAUAGAUGUAUAAGGCUUAUUUUUUUGGCAGGGCGAGCCAUACAUCCCUCUUAUUUAUUAAAUCACUGGCUUUGGUGUUAUGUAGAGAUAUUUGUAGACCGAUUUCAGAACAGAAUUAAAAUAUUGUGAAAAUUAACAGCUUAAUAAAUG